Xyrauchen texanus (razorback sucker) is the source of this 3564-nucleotide messenger RNA. Its product is annotated as hypoxia-inducible factor 1-alpha-like. Bases 249 to 2318 code for a protein of 689 amino acids. The transcript is spliced from 14 exons. Gene Ontology annotation, molecular function: RNA polymerase II transcription regulatory region sequence-specific DNA binding; DNA-binding transcription factor activity, RNA polymerase II-specific; protein dimerization activity. Gene Ontology annotation, biological process: regulation of transcription by RNA polymerase II; cellular response to hypoxia. The record is from RefSeq and is a predicted model, not a curated record. NCBI's taxonomy places the organism in Eukaryota, Metazoa, Chordata, Actinopteri, Cypriniformes, Catostomidae.
CAGUCACAGGCAGAUGCGGAGAAAGCGACGGAUGACACGGCGAACCAUCACUUCAACUUAAUUCAACUUUUAUUAGCGAACACUGGAACUCCGGUUGAAUAUAUUAAAUUGCGCUUGUUUAUUAAUUCAAGCGACAGAGCGUGCGGGGGAUUUACAAAGGUGUUUUGUUUAGUGUCGUUUGACCAUGGAUACAGUCGCACUUGGGAAGAAAAGGGUCAGUUCGGAGCGAAGAAAGGAGAAAUCUCGGGAUGCUGCACGCUGUCGAAGAGGAAAAGAGUCAGAGGUGUUCUAUGAGCUGGCCAAAGAACUGCCCUUCCCACUCAGUGUCACCUCUAACCUGGACAAAGCAUCGGUUGUUAGACUCACUCUCAGUUACCUGCGUCUGCGUAAACUACUGGACACAGGUGAGAGAUGGCACAGCUGUACUGGGUGUGGAGACCGAAUUGGAAUCUCAAUGGAACAGUUCAAUUCUGAAAGCUCUGGAUGGGUUUCUCAUGGUUCUGUCUGCUGAUGGUGAUAUGGUCUACCUGUCAGAGAAUGUCAGCAAGUGUCUGGGCCUUCCUCAGAUCGACCUAACUGGACACAGUGUGUUUGAGUUUACUCAUCCAUGUGACAAUGAGGAGCUCAGAGAAAUGCUGGCACACAAGACAGGUGCGUCUAAGAAAGCAAAGGAACAGCACACAGACAGACGUUUUCUGUUGAGGAUGAAAUGCACCUUGACCAGCAGAGGGCGCACUGUCAACAUCAAAUCAGCCUCCUGGAAGGUGUUGCACUGUUCGGGCCAUAUCCACAUAGCAGAUGGCUUUCAGAAGGGUGAAUGCGAGGAAAAAAGUGGGUGUUCGACAUACCUGGUGCUGAUCUGUGAGUCUAUUCCCCACCCGGCAAAUAUUGAGGCGCCUCUGGAUUCUAGAACGUUCCUCAGUCGCCACACUUUGGAUAUGCGCUUCACCUAUUGCGAUGAGAGGAUCACAGAUUUGUUGGGCUUUCAUCCAGUGGAUCUGAUGCAGCAUUCUGUGUAUGAAUACUAUCACGCCUUGGAUUCUGACCAUUUGACCAAAACACACCACAACCUGUUUGUGAAGGGACAGGUAUGUACAGGACAGUACCGUCUGCUGGCUAAAGCAGGAGGCUUUGUUUGGGCAGAAACUCAGGCCACUGUGAUCUAUAACAGUAAAAACUCCCAGCCACAGUGUGUGGUCUGUGUCAACAACAUCCUCUGUGAUAUAGAACAGCCCAAACAAAUCCUGUCGCUCCAACAGACCAAUGGUACAAAAAUAAAACAGGAAGGGGAAGAUGAGACAGAAAUGGUAAAAGAAGACAAGAAAGAGUCAGGAUUCAAGAGUCAAGACUUGAGAAAAGAGGCGGAUGCGAAGGAAGAGGAGUGUGUGGGAGAAGAGCUUUUACCUGCAGUGCUACAUGACAAUCUAAAGGGGGAGCCAGAGACACUUACAGACCCAGCAGUAGGACACACCGUCAUUACACUGGAUAUCAACAGCACAGACAUUCCUCUCUACAAUGAUGUUAUGUUGCCCUCCUCCAGUGUUCUACUGCCAUUCUCACCCCUCUCUCCUCCUGAUGAUGCCCUAUGCUCCACCCUACAUGAUGCUGACACCUCUACAGCUCAAACACAUCCCGACUGCUUCUCCUCCCCACAGUCCUCUGCUUCUGACUCUUCCAGAUCCCAGAGAGAUUCAAGUCACAUUUUUACAGCUGUUGGUUUGGAUCUGGAGAUGUUAGCACCAUACAUUCCCAUGGAUGAUGAUUUCCUGCUUCGGAAUCUUUCUCCGGCCGAGUCAAUGUGUUCCAACCCAGGUUCAGAUUUUGAACUGACCCCCUCCAGCAGCACACAAACUUCCCCUUCUGUUCCAACAGCCUCACCAGACUCAUUGUGUUGUGAUGCUGCUCAGAAGACCUAUGGAACCCCAGAUCAGACCAGCAACAGGGUCACUAUUCAAGACAUUGAUAUUUCUUCUAAAUGUGAGACCAACCCAAAGCUGCUCAAGAGGAAACUUGAGACCAUAACUUUCUCUGAAGCAAUAAGGCUGGGGUCUGUGCUGCAGGUUGUGGCUGAUUUACCAGAGAAAAAAAUCAGAAAGUCAGACACUGCAUCAUCAGAAGGGCUCCGUCAUGCCACGAUACUGCUGCUGCCAUCUGAUGUUGCAAGUAGGUUAGUGAGCAGAUCGUCAGAGGGCAGGGCCAUAUAUAUGCCCCUCCCCCAGCUUACCCGUUACGACUGUGAAGUUAAUGUACCUAUGGCUGGGCGGGAACACCUGCUACAGGGGGAGGAACUACUGUGUGCAUUGGACCUAGUUAUUUGAAAAACAUAACUAUUUCUCAUAGAUUAAAUGUUACUUUUCCCAUGAUUAGAGAUGAUUCAAAAGUUUGUCAUCUAUUAGCAAGAGACAGGGAGUAAUCAUAUCAGCCGGGAUGUUUUUGCUUCUAUUUAGUAGAUGGUUAAUACAUGCUGGACAUUGAAAACAAAAGACUUCUAAUAAAAAUAAUAAAUGAAGAAAGAAAUGUAAAACUGAAUUCACAAAGCUAUUAUGAGCUGAGCUCUUAUAGAUUAGAUAUACGCAUACAGAGAGGAGAAUAUUAUUUUGUAUUCUUUACAUGAAUUACCAGCAGCUUAUUCAGAAUUGUUUUAAAAAAAAAAUUAUUAGCACUGCUGUUUUAUAAUUACUUUAAAGGUAUGCCUAAAUGUUCCUUGUUGUCUUUGUUCAGGGAUCUAUGUGUCUUAAAUGUAAAAAUAUAUAUACAGUAUAACGAAAUAAAAUACUUCUAAUAUAUAUAUAUAUUUAUAUAAAUAUAUUAUAUAUAUAUUUGGAUCAGCCACAACAUUAAAACCACCUGCCUAAUAUUGUGUAGGUCCCCCCUUGUGCUUCCAAAACAGUGCCAUCCUGCAUCCCAGAAUAGCAUUCUGAGAUGCUAUUCUUCUCACCACAAUUGUACAGAGUGGUUAUCUUGAGUUAGACUUUGUCAGUUAGAACCAGUCUGUCCGUUCUCUGUUGACUGUCAUCAAAAAGGUGUUUCCAUCCACUGAAAUGUCGCUCACUGGAUGUUUUUGUUUUUAGAACCAUUCAGAGUAAAUUCAAGAGAUUGUUAUUCAUGAAAAUUCCAGGAGAUCAGUAGUUGCCUUCUGGCACCAACAAUUAUCCUUGCAAUUAUCUAAUCAACCAAUUGUGUGGCAGCAGUUCAGUGCAUAAAAUCAUUCAGAUAUGGGUCAGGAGCUUCAGUUAAUGUCCACAUGAACCAUCAGAAUGGGGGAAAAUGUGAUCUCAGUGAUUUGGAGCAUGGCAUGAUUGUUGGUGCCAGUUGGGCUUGUUUGAGUAUUUCUGUAACUGCCGAUCUCCUGGGAUUUUCACACAAGACAUUCUCUAGAAUUUACACCAUACGGUGCCAAAAACAAAAAACGUCCAGUGAGCGGCAGUUCUGUUGACGGAAAUGCCUUGUUGAUGAGAGAGGUCAGCAGAGAAUGGCCAGACUGGUUUGAUAUGUCAAAGUCUGCAUUAACUCAGGUAACCGCUCAGUAAAAUUGUGGUGAGAAGAAUAUCUCAGAAUGCUAUU